Gamsiella multidivaricata is the source of this 1020-nucleotide messenger RNA. RefSeq lists its product as uncharacterized. The coding region runs from base 126 to 938 and encodes 270 amino acids. Lineage: Eukaryota; Fungi; Mortierellomycota; Mortierellomycetes; Mortierellales; Mortierellaceae. The transcript has 2 exons. The record is from RefSeq and is a predicted model, not a curated record.
AUUCUGCGUCGUCCCUCUCACCCUCUGCUUCCUCUUCCUCUUCCUCUUCGUCCUUGCCCCCAUCCUCUACCCCUGCCAGCAGGUCGACAUCCUGGCUCACUCCUUCAUCAUCCUCCCCGCAUUCUAUGACCCCAUCCUGGGCGAUUGUAAACGGAAAAGGUGACGAGCACUACAGCGUGAUCGGGAUCAAGCAUGGCGACUGGCCCGAGGAACGCCAAACCACAAGUCGAUGGUGGGGCGGCGGAUUGCACACGAACAUGGUCCGACAAUCUAUGGUCUUCCUGCCGUGGUCAGCCUCGCCCGGCGGACAGGGUUCGGUCGCAGAGUUCCAGCAGCGAUUGAUCCGACAGCACGAACUCUCACGACAGGACAAUAUUAUGAGUGGCCAUCGCAACCAUCAUCGUCAUACACGCCUUGUAGACGCACCAGUACGUAUACUACAAGAGGAGAAGGACAAUGAUGAGGGCGAAAAGGGAUGCACAAGGAUGCACAAGCACCAUAUGUACAUGUCGUGCACUCAAGCCAGGAAUCCGCCGGCACAUCAUCAUCGGUAUUUCUGUCUGCACCAUGAUCAGCUUAUGACGGAUAUUGCAGCGUUCAAUUCGAUCAAAGCGGCGGCAGCAGAUUUUCGAGCUCUCGAACCGAAACCCAGCAAGACAAUACCCUUGACUACUGCCGGAUCGAAGCAUCUGGCAAUCGAUUACGAAGCCCGGAUUGCCGAGAGCAAGCGCUGCCAGUUCUGUCUUUCGUCACUGUGUAAGGCCAACCUCGAGAUCCAGGUCAACUUUAGGGAGAUCAGAGUUUCGCUUGACUGGGUGCUUUCCGGCUUUAUUCCCGAGGUCAAGCAGGGCAUGAAUAUGCGACCACCAUCCAAUUCUCCAGAGUAUCCGUCUUCGCCAACGUUGCAGGCCCGUGGAUCCGGACAAGUCUCAAUCUAGACAAGACCAUACUCUCAGUGCGCUGUCCUUUCGCAUUUCGCACAGAAGCAUUGUAUACUCGUAAUAGUCCAAUGAGGAAGUG